GUCCCCCAUCUCCUCUUGCAUUUAUUCUUUGAAACACCUCAAAUCCCCAAGAGAUAAGUAGAGAAAGAUAGCUACCAUUUCCACCACCGCCACUGCUUAACCAUUACCUAAUUCAGAAACCGAGAAGGCAAGGUAAAGAUCGCAUUGAAUAAUCGGCUUAAUGAGAAUGGCAAGAACAGCUUCUUCUCUUUUUGUCUCGCUCUGCAUAAUCACAUCACUACUACUUUCCCAAGCCUUAGCUAGCUCAGAGCAGGUGGCGGCCGGGUGGCUAAUGCCGAUGAUGACAGCCGGUUGCAAAGGAACGAUUGCUGAGUGUCUAUCCGACACCGAUGAAGAAUUCGAUCUGGAUUCCGAGGCCAACCGGCGUAUCCUAGCCGCUCGCCGCCGCUACAUCAGCUACGGCGCGCUCCAGAGGAACAGAGUCCCCUGCUCCCGGCGCGGUGCCUCCUACUACAACUGCCGUCCUGGCGCUCGAGCCAACCCCUACUCCCGUGGAUGCUCCGCCAUCACUCGCUGCAGGAGUUAAAAAUUUCUUUCACUACUGCUAUUACUUUUUAAUUGAAAUUUUUUUUUAUCAUUUUUUAACUCUUAUUUUUCGAGAUUGAGUGUUAUGUAUAAGAGGAAAAUGAAGAUUUAGGGGUUUGUUAAUGGUGAAUUAUUGAUGUUAUUUUCGAUGUUGGAAUAAUAAUAAUAAUACCUACUCUUGUUGUAUUGAA
Molecule: messenger RNA, 716 nt
Organism: Olea europaea var. sylvestris
Lineage: Eukaryota; Viridiplantae; Streptophyta; Magnoliopsida; Lamiales; Oleaceae
Product: rapid alkalinization factor
Exons: 1
Coding region: 161-526 (121 amino acids)
Source: RefSeq, a predicted model, not a curated record